AUGUCAUUCGCAAAAUCUGGUUUGGUCAAAGCUCAUGGGAGCUCAUUCAUCAACUCUAAUUCGUUUGCUAUUGCUUCAUUGAAUAAGCUAUCUGGUUCUUCAUCUAAUGCUCGAACACAGGAGCCACACAAGAUCAACUUCACUGAAGAAGGCAAUAGCUGGCGAAAAGGCGAAACAGAAGAAUGGUAUCAACAGCAGACAAAAUUGUCCACCACGUUUAAGCUUCUGGAGUACCGUAAAGAACGCGAGUCCCCUUUCUUCCAUGAAUUUAUUGUCGUGGACCUAGGAAAUGAUACUGUUUGUCGUUUUGAUCGGCGGGGCGAUGUCAACAAUCGUUCCAAUGUCCUAGUUGGCGAACCCAUUCCUUCGGAAGAUACGGCACACGUAAUUGCUAAAUCCGACAUAACAUUCUAUCCCGAGAUUAAACGAACCUCAGAUCUCACUCUACGCAUGCACUUCCCUCAAGGUCAAGAUAUUCUAACGAUACUUGCGGUUUGUUAUGGGAUCCAAGCGAAUAAAAAUACACAGGCCUACUCUCUUACUCGGUACAAUUGUUAUUUCUUUUCCUGGAUGAUAAUUACCGCAACCGCAAGGUGCACGGUUGAUUGGGCACUCCUUGCCCAAGAGGAAAUUCUUUGGAACAAUCUAGUCGCAUCUGUCAUUAAUGGGCUUAGCCAGGACCCCGGCCCGGGGCCCAAAAAGGUCGUCGCCGGAAAUUUAGCUCUGAGAAAUAAGGCUGAAACACUAGUUCCUUUCUCGUUCGUGGGCUCAGCAUAUCUUCUAGAUACUCUCAGAAAGGCACUGGGCGAAACUCGCGAGCAGAUUCGCAAAUCGCUAGCAGAGCUUAUUCUUCAUUCGACCAUUGAUAAGACCAUGCGCGAUCUGUCCGAGAACAGUGCCCAGAAGGCCGCUAACCAUGCCGCCUGA
This is a messenger RNA of Rhizoctonia solani, 927 nucleotides long. RefSeq lists its product as uncharacterized. NCBI's taxonomy places the organism in Eukaryota, Fungi, Basidiomycota, Agaricomycetes, Cantharellales, Ceratobasidiaceae. The coding region runs from base 1 to 927 and encodes 308 amino acids. The transcript has a single exon. The record is from RefSeq and is a predicted model, not a curated record.